Molecule: messenger RNA, 2630 nt
Organism: Argentina anserina (silverweed cinquefoil)
Lineage: Eukaryota; Viridiplantae; Streptophyta; Magnoliopsida; Rosales; Rosaceae
Product: vacuolar protein sorting-associated protein 35A-like
Exons: 21
Coding region: 3-2387 (794 amino acids)
Biological process (GO): retrograde transport, endosome to Golgi; intracellular protein transport
Cellular component (GO): late endosome; retromer complex; retromer, cargo-selective complex
Source: RefSeq, a predicted model, not a curated record
AGAUGAUGAUCUCCGACGGAGUCGAAGACGAAGAGAAGUACCUCGCCGCCGGAAUCGCCGGCCUUCAACAGAAUGCCUUCUACAUGCAUCGCGCUCUGGACUCGAACAAUCUCAGAGACGCGCUCAAGUACUCGGCUCAGAUGCUCUCGGAGCUCCGCACCUCCAAGCUUUCGCCUCACAAGUACUACGCGCUCUAUAUGCGAGCUUUUGACGAGUUGAGGAAAUUGGAGAUGUUCUUCAAGGAGGAGGCUCGGCGCGGCUGCUCGAUUAUUGAUCUGUAUGAGCUUGUGCAGCAUGCUGGAAACAUAUUGCCUAGAUUGUAUUUACUAUGUACAGUAGGAUCUGUUUACAUCAAAUCUAAGGAAGCACCUUCUAAAGAUGUCCUGAAAGAUCUUGUGGAAAUGUCGCGUGGCAUUCAGAAUCCUGUACGUGGGCUCUUCUUAAGGAGUUACCUUUCUCAAGUCAGUAGGGAUAAGUUGCCUGAUAUUGGAUCGGAGUAUGAAGGCGAUGCGGAUACUGUCAGGGAUGCUGUUGAGUUUGUUCUCCAAAAUUUCACAGAGAUGAACAAGCUUUGGGUGCGGAUGCAACAUCAGGGGCCUGCUAGGGAAAAGGAGAAACGGGAGAAAGAAAGGAGCGAGCUGCGCGAUCUUGUUGGUAAAAACCUGCAUGUCCUUAGCCAGAUAGAAGGCGUUGAUCUGGAUUUGUACAAAGAAACUGUGCUUCCCAGAGUCCUGGAGCAGGUUGUAAAUUGUAAAGAUGUGCUUGCACAGUUUUAUUUGAUGGAUUGCAUGAUUCAAGUCUUUCCUGAUGAGUACCACUUGCAAACUCUUGAUAUAUUGUUGGGUGCUUGCCCCCAACUUCAGCCAUCUGUUGAUAUCAAGACAGUGCUAUCCCAGUUAAUGGAAAGGCUUUCCAACUAUGCUGCAUCAAGCAUAGAAGUGUUGCCUGAGUUUUUACAAGUUGAAGCAUUUGCAAAACUGAGCAAUGCCAUAGGAAAGGUGAUUGAAGCACAUGUUGACAUGCCUGUAAUCGGUGUCGUUACAUUGUACUCGUCCCUUCUUAAAUUCACUCUCCAUGUGCAUCCGGAUCGUCUUGAUUAUGCUGAUCAAGUGUUGGGGUCAUUUGUUAAGAAGCUCUCUGGAAAAGGAAAAAUUGAAGACAGCAGAGCAACAAAGCAAGUUGUUGCACUCUUAAGUGCCCCAUUGGAGAAAUAUAAUGAUAUUGUGACUGCUUUGAAGCUUACAAAUUAUCCCCGUGUCAUGGAAUUCCUUGAUUCUGCAACAAAUAAAGUCAUGGCAACUGUUAUUAUUCAAAGCAUUAUGAAAAAUACAACCCAUAUUUUAACUUCUGAGAAGGUCGAGGCAUUGUUUGAACUAAUAAAAGGACUUAUCGAGGAUUUGGAUGGGACACUUCAUGACGAGGUUGAUGAAGAGGAUUUCAAAGAGGAGCAGAAUUCUGUUUCAAGACUUAUUCAAAUGUUCCAUAAUGAAGAUCCAGAAGAGAUGUUUAAGAUCAUAUGUACUGUGCGGAAGCAUAUCAUGUCUGGAGGACCAAAGCGCCUACCCUUUACUGUCCCUCCCCUAGUCUUUUCUUCUCUAAAGUUGGUCAGGCAAUUGCAAGGAGCACGUGAAAAUAAAGAAAAUCCUUUUGGGGAAGAAGCAUCAACUACACCAAAGAAAAUUUUUCAGCUCUUGACUCAGACUAUUGAGACUCUGUUGAAUGUACCAGCUCCGGAGCUAGCAUUACGGCUGUAUUUGCAAUGUGCUGAGGCUGCAAAUGACUGUGAUUUAGAACCUGUUGCAUAUGAAUUCUUCACCCAAGCAUAUAUACUGUAUGAAGAAGAAAUUUCAGAUUCGAAAGCACAGGUAACUGCAAUUCAUUUGAUUAUUGGGACUCUCCAGAGGAUGCAUGUAUUUGGUGUAGAGAACAGAGAUACUUUAACUCACAAGGCCACAGGGUAUUCAGCAAAGCUUUUAAAGAAGCCUGAUCAGUGCCGAGCUGUUUAUGCUUGUUCACAUCUCUUCUGGGUUGAUGAUCAGGAGAACAUGAAAGAUGGGGAAAGGGUAUUGAUUUGCCUAAAGAGAGCUUUAAGGAUUGCAAAUGCUGCCCAGCAGAUGUCCAGUGCAACACGUGGUAGCACCGGAUCAGCAACACUCUUCGUUGAAAUACUGAACAAGUACCUUUAUUUCUUUGAGAAGGGCAACCCGCAGAUAACUGUUGCUUCUGUACAAAGCCUGAUUGAAUUGAUUAAUACUGAAAUGCAAAGUGAUUCAACCCCAGCAGAGCCGGCUACAAGUGCAUUCUUUGCCAGCACAAUGCGGUACAUCCAAUUCCAGAAGCAGAAAGGUGGCGCAGUUGGUGAAAAAUAUGAGCAAAUCAAGGUGUGACUACUGGGAUAAGGAAUGUUAGAAAUUUGAGAGCUGUAGAUAAGUUUAUCUUGCGGGUUCUGAACUCUUUUCAGUCUUUUGACUGUUUGUUUUGUCAAGAGAAUCAAACGCGUGCUUUACCCCUGAUGUUUACGCGGUUUAACGAGAUUUCUGACUGGCAUGAGCAGUCACUUACUUGAGAAGUUUGUAUGCUGAUCUUGCUAUUACAGUGUACAACAUAUAUCAAAUUAGCUUUACUCUUGA